GCACUGGGUAUUGCGACAGAUAGAGAGAGCACAGUGUAGUGGUGGUAGUCGAUCCUUAGCUAGCUAGUUCGACACAGGGUCGAAUCGGACAUGAGGUAAAUAAUACGUUCUCAGUGAAGAAGUGAAGUUAUUUGAGAGUGAAGUUAUGUCAAAAUAAGACUGACAGUUCGCAAAUAAGUUUAUCAUUAUACCAAUUUUUAAAAAAAUAGUCUUUAAAAAUAAUCUAAUGAAACAAGAGACUUUUUAAACUGAAUGAUUAUAGCUACAGUUUCAAUUCGUUAGAUAGCGUGCCCUUGAAACCUUUUGAAUUAUAAAAUGAUAUAGAUAACCUUUUCCCAAAAAAGGAAAAAAAUCAGUAACCACAACCAAGACCUCAUCUACCCUAGAAAGAAAAAAAACAAGUGAACAUCGGUGCUCCUGAAACCUUUUGAAUUAUAAAAUGAUAUAGAUACCCUUUCCCCAAAAAGGAAAAAAAUCAAUAACCAAUUUCAACCACAACUACGUCCUCAUCUACCCUGGGAAAAAAAAAGUGAACAUCGAAAACGAAUACAAUUGAAUGCCACGAAUAAGAGACUCGAUCGACUAUAAUAUGCUGAAUUCGGACGCGUCAUUAAGUGCCCUGUCGGGGUCAUCUGAUUAGGGCUGACCCACGUUUGACCCAGGGUUGACCCAGGGUUGACCUUGGCCAUGGACAAGAGACGGCAGCAGCAGCAGCAUCAUCGUGUGGGGGGGAGCGAGUCGCCUGCCCCAGAAGGAAAAGGAAGGCUCAGAGCCCAAGCGCAAUUCCUACCGCCGGAUGUUCGACACGUGUCCCGCUCCUGCCACGACCUGCCUGGAACGCUCGUCUAUUCCCGUUCCUCAGGCAACGUCCCUUCCAUGUUCUCCAGGCUUGACCCAGAACAGGGUCGCAAUAAUAACCGCGCCCAUCUCCCAGCGCCCCUGGUCAGCAUGGGAUACGACCCUGGACCAGCGAAAGGGGGCCUGAAUAUCGCAAGGAAACCCGUCACAGCGACGCUGUCGGCGCCUAGGCAAGUGUUUCCAGGUUUCCAGCACCACCAGCCCAGACACUCCAGCCCUCUGUCCAGGGCAGGAGCAGCCGCGCAGGUGUUGAGGAAGAAUGCCAUCACGAAUGGCGGAUGCUUGGAGAACAGGCACACUACCCUGGGGACCCACCUGUCCUGGUCGCCGACCAGGCUGAGCCAGCAGCCACAGGCGCCGCCCUACAGGGCGAGAGUCAUGAGCGACUCCCAGGGUGGGCAGAACAAGAGGCUUUCCAGAAGUGUCCGGAUCAAGAACUGGAUUCAAAAGAAGCAAAACAGUGGUUCCCUAGAUGACACACAGAAUACCUUCUACUCCGUGGACGAGGCUGAUGACGAAGGGCGACCACGUUCCAACUAUCACCUGCAUGACAUUCAUGAAGAAACUGAGAGACCUCUGAAAAGAACAGGGAAAAGGACUACUCGACGGAUAAGCAAGGUUUCUAGGCGGAAACGGGAAUGGCGUACAGAUAUGGAUCACGAUAUCAGCCCGGAGUCAGAAGCCUGCGAAAAUGACAUUGAAGAAGCGUCAAACUUUGAGAAACGUCUGCUGGAAGUCAGCUCUGGAUGGAACCCACAAGAAGUACGGGAGCAGCGAAUCAAUGCCUUGAGGUCCUUCCUCUCAACCAAACAGCAACCACUUACAGUACUGAACCUCCUGGAGGCUGGCAAGAUUGCAGAGGCUGUGGCGAUGGCGAGAGAGAGUAACAUGAGGUUUAAACUUGACAUAUGUUUGCUAUGGGCAUGUCUCCAGGGUGCAGCUGACCUUGUUCAAUCUCUGCUUGAAGCAGGAGCCAGUGCUGAUGCCAAGGACAGUGCAGGUUUCAGUGCAAUGCAUCUAGCAGCUGAGAGCGGCUCUGACGAAGUGAUCAAGGUAUUAGUUCAAGGUGGUGCAAAAGUUGGGACUUCUGCAGAAUGGGAUUAUAACCACGAAUUUACACCUCUCAUGCUUGCAGCUCGGAGUGGAUGUAUCAAUGGUCUUAAAGACCUGAUAUCUGCAGGAGCAGAUGUCAAUGCCGGUCUAAAUUCCGAUAAAGAAACGCCACUGCAUCAUGCAGUACAUUCAGCAGUGCCGGAAUGUGUGCAAAUCUUGCUGAAAGCCGGAGCAAAUCCUAACCCAACUAUCAUGUUCAGUGAAACUCCUCUACACAUUGCUGUAUAUGAGGGAUUGUCAGAUAUUGUAGACAUACUACUUAAUGCUGGGGCAGAUGUCCGAUCAUCCCGUGGCGCAUCGAAAAUGACAGCACUUCAUAUUGCUGCUUAUGAGGGCUACAGCAGCAUUGCUCAUCAACUAUUAAAAGCUGGCGCAGACCCUAACCAAGAGAAUCUUAAACAGCAAACGCCACUCCACUUGGCAGCAAAAGCUCAAAGUUAUGACAGCGUCCAAGUCCUACUGAGCUUUGGAGCCAACCCCAACGCUCGCGAUCGUGACCGCAAGACACCAUUACAUAGUGGCAUCUUCAAAGGGUCUAGGUCACACGAGUGCCUCAGACUCCUACUGGAAGCUGGGGCAGAUACUAAUGCAGCUGAUCUCUCAGGAUAUACACCUCUACACAUGGCUGCUGUACAUGACUCAACCUACUGUGUCCUUCUCUUCCUGGAUCAUGGUGGAGAUGUUACGGCCUGCACACAAGGAGGUGUAUCUGCCCUGAACCUAAUAUUACGUCGCACGCCAACAGUCUUGGCUCACAUCCAAGAAAAUCUUGAUGCUGCCAUUGGUUUUUCAGAUCAUGACCAUCACGACCGAGAAUCACAGGUACAAAUGAACUUCAGAGUCCUCAUACCCGGCGAAGGAUAUGGCUUGGAGUGUCGAAUGUUGUCCUGCUUCAUCAAGGAGGGUCAAAAGGCUCUGCUGAAGCACCCUCUGUGUGAAACACUUUUGUUCCUAAAGUGGUUAAAAGUCCGUAACUUUUUCAUAUUCAAUCUCAUCUUCUACGCACUCAUGGUCGCCAUGUUAACAGUCUAUAUCAUGGUGGUAUUCCCCGCAGCCUCUUGUUUUCAUUUGAACUCCACCACUCAGGAAACCAUCUUUGCACCUUUCCACUUUUCACCACCUUCUCCGACAGAACACCAGGAAUCACCUCUGACACCAACGUUACCAGACAUCGAUGCAACUUCUCCAGACCCUACAGCGUACAAUAGCACACCUUCCAGCAACUACCAAACCACAACAAAUAUGAUGUCACGAGAGAACACCCUGAAAAGAGAAGCGUGCGGAAUGAAAUACGAAAUGCUGCUGGCUUCCCUUCUUUAUGUAAUCUGGGCAUUCAUCUCAUUGCUUGCCAUCAAGGAACUCUUCCAGAUAAUAGACACCCCAAGAACCUAUUUUUCGUCGUGGGAAAACUUGUUAGAGUGGCCAAUCAUCACAUUCACGAUGCUAAUAACCAUCACGUCGUAUGUGAAACAAGACACUGAACCUUGGGAGCAUCACCUUGCAGCAGUUGUCAUUUUAAUCACCUGGGUCAAGCUGCUCUUGCUUAUUGGUAGAUUUCCUGUGUUUGGGUUAUACGUGCUGAUGUUCACACAAGUCACAAAGAACUUUGGGAAAUUCCUUUUUGCUUAUUUAAGUUUAAUAAAUGCCUUCUCUUUAAGUUUUGGAGUAUUGUUCCCUAAUCAUGAACCUUUCAAAGUAUACAUGCUACGCUUAGUUAAGACAAUAGUCAUGAUGACGGGGGAAAUUGAAUAUGAUGAGUGGUUCUUUAAUGAAGAUAAGACAAUCAUGUACCCUAUAACUUCGCAUAUUAUUUUCUCCAUCUUCCUCAUUUUUGUCACGAUCAUCCUCAUGAAUCUCCUUGUUGGUCUGGCAGUUUCUGACAUUCAGGGUCUUCAAAAAUCAGCAGGGCUUGAUCGGCUGGUCCGUGAGACACAGCAGAUAUCACACUUUGAAGCCAUAAUGUUUAGCAAAUGGCUCCCACUUGUCAUACCAAACAGUAUACUCAGUCUGCUUUACAAAGGAAUAUUAAUCUGCCCAUCUCUGUAUGGCUAUACACUUGUACUAACACCUCAGACGCUCAUGGACACAGGACUCCCUCCAGAACUUGUGGAGGUCAUUCUCAGAACAGCACGUGCUAGAGACCAUGUAAACAGGAGGAGGCACGCAUUCGCCAACUUCCGGUCCUUGAGCAAAACAGCCCAAUACUCGGGGGAUGAUGGUGAUGUUCAGAAAAGCAUUGAUGCCCUCCGGUUUGGCUUGGAUCUGCUUGUCUGGGAUGCUGACGAACGGCGUGACGAUGGCAUAUUCCUCAAGAAGGCUCUGAAUAACCUGGCAGAGGACAUCGCAAACAUCAACACACAGGUCCACACUCUGAUGUCCAGUGGUGCUUGCCACAAGUGUAAUCAAGAAAUGGAGGCUGAAAAAGAGGAUGAAAACAGGAGAAGCCAGUACACAUCCUGUGAAACCCCAGAGGGGAAAGACACGAGUGGCUCUGAAACACCAACCAUAAGUCCAGAGUCCUCAGGCUCCUCUAUUUAAUUGUAAUUACAAAAAUAAUCAAUAUAUACUUGCUUCUGCAACACUAAACUGCCCAUUAUGUUUACAUUAAGAUGGCUUUGUUGUUACAGAAUUCAUCGGUUGUAAAACUGAUUUCAUGUUCCUAAUAUGUAUUUAGUAUUCACCAAGGAUGCCUUGAUAUAUAGGAUACUCAAAAUAUGUGAUUAUAUAUAAGGAAUUUAGCUAUAAGCCACUUGUGUAUAUCAAAACUGUGGAAUCAAAUUAUAAACCUUAACAUUU
Macrobrachium nipponense is the source of this 4767-nucleotide messenger RNA. RefSeq names its product transient receptor potential channel pyrexia-like. The record is from RefSeq and is a predicted model, not a curated record. The coding region runs from base 688 to 4509 and encodes 1273 amino acids. The transcript has 5 exons. Gene Ontology annotation, cellular component: membrane. Gene Ontology annotation, molecular function: monoatomic ion channel activity; protein binding. Gene Ontology annotation, biological process: monoatomic ion transport; transmembrane transport. NCBI's taxonomy places the organism in Eukaryota, Metazoa, Arthropoda, Malacostraca, Decapoda, Palaemonidae.